Molecule: messenger RNA, 3772 nt
Organism: Malus domestica (apple)
Lineage: Eukaryota; Viridiplantae; Streptophyta; Magnoliopsida; Rosales; Rosaceae
Product: rRNA methyltransferase 1, mitochondrial-like
Biological process (GO): rRNA methylation
Cellular component (GO): chloroplast
Molecular function (GO): rRNA (guanine) methyltransferase activity; RNA binding
Source: RefSeq, a predicted model, not a curated record
UUCGGGUCGGUGCGUUUUGGCCCUGUAAGGGGCAUUAUUGUCCAUCCAAAUCCACGUCAGUCGGGUUCAUCGUAGGUUCUAGAGUACGACGUCGUAUAGCAACUUACCGUAUCUUAUCUUCCAAGGCUGCCGUUAACCUCCCCGCCAUCCUCACUCUCCAGUAAAGCUUCGUAGUGGUGGCUGGAACCGUUCAGCAAUACGAUGUCGUUUGAACUGCGGAUAAGCUUCACAGGGAAUCUAAAGGCCUCCAAUUUCUUCAGAAAUCGUUUCUGAAUCAGGUUUUUUGUUCUUUCUCUGCGCCCCCUUUUAUGUUUUCGGAUUCAGUUUUCUGAUUCUUUUUUAAAUAGUGAAUGCAAUGUAUGCGAAUUUAGCAAAAGGCCAAGCAUUUCCCUUGGCAAUUAGGGUUUGUUCGAGACGCAAAUCGUUUCACACCUCAAAGUUUCAAUCUUUACAAAUUGGGUCUCAUCCAAAACCCCCAAUAAACCUUAGUCCGAUCAAACUCACAAAACCCUCAUCCGGGUUUGGUGAAAAAAAACAUCUGGGUUGUCACAUUUGGUUCGGUUUUCGACCGGUUCGUAUUGUGAGAUUCUGGAAAUGAUUGUUGCAAAACCCAGAAGUGUUUCUGGGGGGUUUAGGAUGAGAAGUGGUACACAGAAUUGGUGUUUUGUAAGAGGACGAGGUUUUUCGAGUUGGUCUGGUCAGAAAGUAAAUGGAGGGAGUGGUGUGGGAAGAGCUGGGCAAAGACUGCCGUGGUUGCCGGCAGCAAAAGCUAAGGGAGCACGAGGGUUGGAGAAAGGAACUACGGCGAAGACAUCUGUUUCGUCUUGGGAGGAAUCUGCAAAGAGGUUAGAGGAAGUUAGUGAUCAUGGUUCUUGGGGGGGGAGCAGCAAAGAGUUUAGAUGGAGAUAGUAGUAAGUCGUCUUGGGACAAUUCAGCAAGUAUGUUAGAGGAAGAAACAAAGUCGAAAACUGUUCGUGCUUCUUGGGAGGUGUCAAGAAAAAGUUAUGUUAGGAAAAUUGGUGUAUCAGAGUAUGGGAGUAGAGAAGGUAGAACUGGAAGGGGAGCUUUGGUAAGGGAUCGUCAAAAUGAUUACCGUGGGAGGGACAGAAGAUUGGGGGAAGCCGAUACAGAAAAAAAUUAUGUUAGGAAAAGUGGUCCAUUUGAGCAUGGGGGUAAAGAAAGUAGUUGGAAGGGGAAGUGCGGUAAAGGAUUAUCAAAGUGAUUACCGUGGGAGGGACAGAAGAUUGGAGGAAGCCAAUACAGAAGGAGAUGCAGAAGAAGAAGAAGUAGGAGAAGAAGAAGAAAUGGAAGCGGUUGAUGAUCCAAGGUGGGAUCAUAUUCAAAACAAGCUCAGGGGAAUGGAAGAUGUAAAACCUGGACGUGAGAGACCUGAGUUUCGAAGGUGGAAUAGGCAGGAAGAUUGGGGUAAGAAGACAUGGAACGAGGCUACUGAAUCAUCCGUGCCUAGGAUGAUUGGCCAAAGUGUUUAUGGUGUUGGUCCAGUUUUGGCUGCUUUGUCAGCUGGAAGAAGAGAAUUUUAUGCAUUGUAUAUUCAAGAAGGGAUGGAUUUGAGCAAAAAUAAUAGGAAGAAGAAGGACAAGAAGGGCUUUGAGAGAAUUUUACUGAUGGCUGACAAGAUUGGGUUAAACGUAAAGGAUGUCUCUAAGCAUGAUCUUAAUAUGGCUACUGAUAAUCGACCUCAUCAGGGUCUGGUUCUAGAUACCUCUCCGUUGGAGAUGGUGAAAAUUAACGAAUUGGAACCUGUUUCAGUUGAGGAAGAUAAGGGUUCUCUCUGGAUUGCUUUGGAUGAGGUUACAGAUCCUCAGAAUGUGGGGGCAAUCAUCAGGUCGGCUUACUUCUUUGGAGCUUCUGGGGUGGUGUUAUGUGCCAAGAAUUCAGCCCCACUGAGUGGCGUUGUGAGCAAAUCAAGUGCAGGCUCACUUGAGUUGAUGGAGUUGAGAUACUGCAAGAAUAUGAUGCAGUUCCUAACAUCCUCGGCUGAAAAUGGUUGGCGGGUUCUUGGAGGUUCUGUUUCUUCCAAGGCUUUACCUUUGAACGAGGUUGCACCUAGUGUGCCAACAAUUCUUGUUCUGGGAAGUGAGGGCACUGGGUUGAGACCUUUGGUGGAAAGAUCUUGCACUGAUUUGAUUAGAAUCCCGGGGAAUAUUCCCGUGGAAAUUACUGCUGGUGGAGUUGAUGAUACUGAAACCGUGGAAGGGAAACAUGCAUGCUCAGCUGAAGAGUUCCGAUCACUUUUGGCCGUGGAGAGCUUAAAUGUCAGUGUUGCAACUGGUGUGCUGCUUCAUCACUUAACCGGAAACAAUAACAAUGAGAAUGUCCAUGCAGUUAAUCAGCAGACUGACGAACUUGACUGAGGUUUGUCAUAAACAUUGUACUUUAUAUUAGCACUUUUUACAGCUUUAUCUAAAGUUGGGGAGUAGGUUUACAGUUUUUAUUUCCGUAUAGCCUCUUGAUCAGAAAUGUGUGCCAUAACAACUCUAAUUUUUGGUGUUAAAACAAUUAUCUUAAACGAGUUGAGAUCGUUAAAUUGUGCAUCACAGUUCAUACUACUGAUUUAUUUGAAGCUUGGAUGCUAUUAUUCACGUUUGUUCAUAGAAACUAGAAACAGCAACUAAUCAUCUUCAAAGACUGCUGUCGUGUUUCCUGCAACUUUCCAUUAUCCCUUAUCACAAAACACAUACAUUUCCCUCUAAUCUGUGAGCGUGGUGUUCCAAUGUUAAUGAAUGAGUACCACAAAUCUCACGAUGAUAUGAAGUAUGGUUAGCUUUCAAUUGUUACUCACUACACUGCAGAAUUGUCUGCAUUUACAGCUGAAAGUUAAGUUUUCUGCAACUAAACUUGCGGUAUGAGACCUGUUCUGUAGGCUAUGCAUAUGAUAUAGCGAUGAUGUCAAAUGCUUAUGAGUUUUUGUUUGUUUCUUGAUCGCCUAUGCAUAGUUGUUUUCGAGCAUAUGUGGUUCGAAAAUGGCAUCCAUCUUUUUUGUUUUCCAGUUACUGAAUCUUGUAUGAUGCAUGUGAUCAAACGAAAUUUUGCAAAAUUUGCCAACUUGAAUAGAUGAAUAGGAUCUCCAUAGCAAUUGUGUCACAUUCUGUCCAUUACUUUCCAUCCCAAAGCUCAUCCAAUCCAGAUUCCCAGUGCUCUUUGAAGCGUGAAUCGGAGAAGUCAUGAAUGAAUAUGAUACCGGUUCUUCUAGCUGUAAAACAACUCCCCCAGUGAUCUGAUACCUAGUUGUUCAAAUAUGAGUUGUGACAUACCGAAUUUCAACGAGGGACCUACUUUUGCAUUCUCUGUUUGUUCGGGUUUAAGAAUGAGGAUAAUACACAAAUCUCGCACGCCGAUUCUUUGCAAGUAUAUGCCUUAAGAGUCUGGAAGCGAAUCGAUGCAUAUGCAAUUCUGAGGGCAUCUCCAACAGGAGAUGUAAAUUAUCUUGAAAUGAACAAUUUACAUCUUAAAGCCUAGUUUUUUUACUCCAAUUGGCCGGAAAUUUUAGGAUGUAAAAGACCCGUAUCACUGGAUAAUGUAAAAAAAAAAACCCUAUAUUUGCAUUCUUUUCCCAUCCCAAAAUUUCUAACUAGAGGGAAAGAGAGUUUGAAGGGCAGAGAAUCUUACUCCCUAUGCGUUGGAAAUGCCCUCAAAAAGCUAACAGUCCUCUUUCCACCAAGAAUUGUAGGUACAAGUCAAAUUAGAAGGAUUUGUUUGUAGGGACCCCUAUCAGAAUAUACCAAAUCCAACCAUCCCAAAUAUAAAAAAA